This is a messenger RNA of Pungitius pungitius (ninespine stickleback), 3585 nucleotides long. It is a transcript of the gene rassf8a, whose product is annotated as ras association domain-containing protein 8. The coding region runs from base 449 to 1801 and encodes 450 amino acids. Gene Ontology annotation, biological process: signal transduction. The transcript has 6 exons. NCBI's taxonomy places the organism in Eukaryota, Metazoa, Chordata, Actinopteri, Perciformes, Gasterosteidae. The record is from RefSeq and is a predicted model, not a curated record.
GUGUAUUGCAGCUUUAAACAGUCCACAAUGCCUUGCGGUGUCCCAGUUCCAAUGCGAGGUAUUUACCAGCAGGAGUAAAGAAGCGGGUGCGGGGUGAUUUUCCGCAGCUCUUUGGCGACGCCGCAAGAAGCGCGACGCGCAGCGAGGUCCGACCCAAAGUUUCGUCUCCGUCUCUUUUAUCCCGUGGUUCUGUCCAACGAGACCAGACGAGACUUUGUCGUGAUUUACCGGGCCAGUGGUGAAGAAGGACACGUUUUCACGGAAUUCUCGCCUCUCCACCGGUGUUUUCUGACUAAACUUCAACGCCCCCCCCCCCCCUCGGGACAGGGAACCCUGCGGGGAAUCUGAUUUAAAGCUUUAAAAGUGAAGGAGCCAGAGGGGCUUUUCUGGAGCCUUCGUGAUGUCGGGGCAAACGCACAACAACCGGCCCCGUCGCUUCUGACCCAACAUGGAGCUCAAGGUCUGGGUGGACGGCGUCCAGAGGGUCGUGUGUGGGGUCACCGAGGCAACCACCUGCCAAGAAGUGGUGAUUGCGCUGGCACAGGCAAUAGGUCGCACUGGGCGUUACACUCUGGUAGAAAAAUGGCGGGACUCUGAGCGUCACUUGGCCCCCCACGAGAGCCCUGUGGCUUCCCUGAACACAUGGGGCCAGUAUGCCGGGGAUGUGCAGCUGAUCCUGCGUCGAACAGGUCCCUCCUUGACUGAACGACCUCCCUCAGAAGGACCCCCCCUCAGGGGGCCUGAACGUGGGCCGCACCGGCAGAGCCUACCGCCCCUCGCAAAGCUCCGACACCCCAACGAUCGCUCCCUCCGCCGCCGAGAGCCGCGCCGCAAGUCUUUGACGUUCACCGGUGCGCCCAGAGGCCUCAGGGAGAUACUGAGCGGGGGCCGAGGCGGCGAAGCCGAGGCCAAACAAAAGCUCCCCCCGGGAAAUGGCGGGACUCACCACCAUGCGAGAGCAGCCAUCGGGACGGCGUCGCCCGGCCUGUGGGCCUGUCGCAUGGAAGAUCUGGUCCGACUCGUCGGUCUGCAAAGAGAGACUCUCAAUGUGCUGGAGAGGAAGCUGGAGGCCUAUGAGGCCGAGCUCCAGGCCUGGGCUGAGGGGCAAGGGGAGCGAGGUAGAGGAUGCCACGGUGACCGGGGCGGGCUGAUGGAGGAGAUCCUCAGGUUGGAAAAGCAUUUGAGGAAGAACGACGUCGAGAUGGAGGAAGAGGAGUUUUGGGCCACUGAGCUGCAGAUUGAGCUGGAGAGCGAGAGGCAGCUGGAGGAAAGACUGCAUGAGCUAGUAGGACGCCUGCAGGGCUGUGAGGUGGAGAUGGAGGAAAAGCUUUCAAUGGUACAGAGUGUCGAGGCCGGCCUGGAAGAAGAGCGGCUGCAGAGGCAGCGGCAGGAGACCCAGUGGGUGAGCGAGGCCGAGGCUCGGUCUCAGGUGCUCCGGGCCAGAACAGAACUGAAAGCCCAGGAGAGACAGGCUGUCCAGCUGGAGAGUAGCUGCAGAGCAGUGGACCGGUCACUUGGACAAAGCACCAAGAAUCUGCAGGAUAUGCAGCAGGAGCUUGAACAGCUGACCAAGGAGCUGAGGCAGGUUAACCUGCAGCAGUUCAUUAAGCAGACCGGCACCAAGGUCACAGUGCUGCCGGCUGAACCCAGUGAGGAUGAAAGUACUCCCAGCAGUCAUGUUAUAGUUCCCCUUUCUGGCUCCCUGAAGCGUCCGGUGUCGUCUCACGCCAUGUCCAGUCACCUCCGGAUCCUCCACAGCCCCCUCACCUCCGGCCUCAAUCCAGAGGGCAUCUAUGUGUGAGAGGGCUCUGCCACGAGGCAACGCGCCGUGGCUCCUUUCCAGAACACGCUUGUGGGUGGAAGAUCGCUCAGUGACGCGCUACCACGUGUUCUCAGUUACCUGAAGGCAACCUUCAGUGUGAGGCCUGACAAACGAAAGGUACCAUGUGGAUCGUGAAAAGGAGUUCCUGGAGCACUUGGUGUGAAUGGAACAGCGGGAAAACGUACAGCAGCAGUCCCCCCCCACGUAUCAGGAUUUUGUAAACAUCCGGCCGCUGUGGACUUCCUUUAUAAACGUAAUGUACUUUAAUAACUGAUGGAUGAUUUCUAUUGAUUUCUCACUCGCAUUAUGAUUCAAAACUAUCUCCUUUUGAAUAGUAUUCUCGAGAAUCUUUAUAUGUGAAUUUAUUAAAACUAUCUUUAAAAUCUAUAGUCGAUAUGUUUUACACAGCAUAGCAUCUUGUUCUUAUGAAGCAAUGAAGAAUCCACUUGUGUCGACUACAGUAAAACGUGUCUACAAUGUGUUUUGCACACCGGAAUUUGAUGCUGUUGCUCUCCGUUCACUUUUGUUCACUAUGCACAAAAGGUCAAUCGUUUUGUUACUGACAAAGUGUGUGUGUGUGUGUGUGUGUGUGUGUGUACUAAAAUGAUUGCUGACCAUAUAUGUUUUCUUAGUUUCCAGCUUUUGUUUAGGGAAUUAUUAGAUUUUAUUACAAAGCAGUGCAUUCACAAUUACAAAAAUGCAGUGGCCUGAUCCUUGCUAAUAUACCUUUUGUAAUGAAACAGUGUGAAUUACCCUCUUAAGCGGAUUUUUGUUGUUAAGAUUACUAAACACUAUAUUUUUGCCAAAUGUGUUAAGCUUGUUUUUUUCUGUAAGGCUGGAUGGCCAAAGGUUAGCAGGUCUUGUUGCAUGAUUGUGUUGUUAAUUGAGCCAUAUCUGGAAGUGCAAACCCACAGUACAGUGAAUCAGAUGGGUGAAUCUGGUGGCAUGUAAUGAAGUGUGUGUGUGUGUGUGUAAAGUCUAAAUUGCCACGGUAUGAAUUCUCUCUUAGGUCUUAGUUCAGCUGCUAAUCACUUCAAAGUGCCUUUGUAUUUCUUUCCGAGUUGGUGAAUUUGAAUAAUGUGCAGCAACGCUUUAGUAGACACAUUGAAGCAAUGAUCAUAGUCGGUUUAGCUGUUGCUCGGUGUGUUCGUGCCACAUUGAUCAGAGAAAUGACUCGGCAUCAAAGAGGAAAGUAUCUUCGGUUUCAUCUGUCUGUAUUUUGUAGAAAUAUGAAUGUAACCAAUAUUAUUGAAAGUGCUUUCCACUCUGCUACUGUGUUAUUCUCACCAUAAUACUAUAUGCUGUAAAAUCUAUUCACAGUUAAUCUGAUUGAUUUAAUCCGCAACACAUAUUGUAUGCUUUUUAUAUCAGUACUUUCACACAAGAAUAACGUUUCUGGUGUGAUACUGAAGAAGAGACCACACCCCAAAAUAAAAUACAUUAUCACUACGGUUUGCAGCUUUGCUUUUUGGUUCAAUGAGGUCUAAUCUAUCAUAGUCUAUAUAAGUAAGAAGAUUUUUCCCUUUAAGAAACCACUUGUGUGCUUUAUUUUCCACCAGGGGAUGAUGCGUAGCUGUGGUCACUGUUUACAACCCGUGUGUGUUCUAGAGAACUCUAAAGAUGUCGAUUGUACAAAGCCUGUUUUUAUUUGUCCAUGCCUUAAUAUACUGCAAUGUGUUGACCGAUGUAUGGCUGUAACUGGCUGCUGAUAUGAAUGAUUUAAAUUGCAUGAUUCAAUAAACCAUCUGACCAAAUGAAAUGUG